Molecule: messenger RNA, 1767 nt
Organism: Caenorhabditis briggsae
Lineage: Eukaryota; Metazoa; Nematoda; Chromadorea; Rhabditida; Rhabditidae
Exons: 19
Coding region: 1-1767 (588 amino acids)
Biological process (GO): proteolysis
Source: RefSeq, a predicted model, not a curated record
AUGAUGGGGCCAAACAAUUUGGGAGAUGUCAACGACAUGCUGACACUAUGUGAGCGAUUUCCAGAGGAUAUCACUGGAAACGUUAUCAUCGACUGGACCAAAUCAGUGGCAAUCGCUGGAUUCAAGUCUCCAGAAGAUCCACAGAAUUCGACUUCCUUGAUUUUGGAUGAAUUGGAAAAAGAGGGAGUGGAAAACAAAGAGCUCAGAUUCUUCAAAUAUGAAAUGUGUUUUAAGGAAAUUGAGGAGGAGAUUCCGAAAAUUCGGAGAAGUCAGCAUAAUGAUUUUGUUCUCCACUUGGCACCUCACUCGAUGCCCAACACAAUUCUCAUCGAAACGACGGCAUUUUUGUCGGGCUACAGUAACCCCGACAGAAAUGGAAAAGUUCCAAAAAAUUUCAAAGCUAAAAUGGAUUCCGAAAUAUCGGAAUGGAAAACCAGAGUGGAUUGUGAAGAAAUUGUGAAGGCGUUGAAUGAAAAUUUUGAAUUGGAUGGGAUGAAAUUCGGAGGAUUGAAAAUUGAAAAAUCUGAUGAUCCUGGAAGAUCCAUCGCAGGAUUUACAUAUUAUUUAUCGCUCUGUGAUGACGAUUGGGCCACUCUUCUCGUCAAGGUUCCUCCGUUUGAAGGAGAAUGCACCAAGGAAGCUGUCACCAAUGGUUCUUCUAUCUGCAGGAUUUUCAAAAAGAAACAAUUUUUCAAAUUCGAAAAUUGUGGAAAUCCAAGAGCAAGAAUGAUGGGGGUAGAUUGCCUUGGAGACGUCUCCGAUAUGCUAACAAUGUGCAAUCGAAGAAUGCUCCUUCCUGAUGACAUCAAAACCGUCGUUAUUACUGCUUGCAAUGAUCCAUAUGAGAAUUCUCAAGAGAAUCCAUCAUCAGAAGUUUUGGAUGAGUUGAUGAGCAAUCCGGGAGAGCACAUCAAAAUCUUGUCUCACAAAAUCCCAACCACUUUCAAAGCUGUCAAUAAGAAAGUUCCAGAAUUGAGAAGAAUUUGGCCACAGCAAGUCCUUCAUUUGGCUCCUCACUCGACGCCAAAAAUCAUUUAUUUCGAGGCAAAAGCAUUUUCCGAUCGCUACAGUAAUCCGGAUAAAAAUGGGAGUGUUCCAGAAGGAAAUGCUAUAAAAUUAAAAGAGGAUGACGAUCGAAAAGUCAUGGAACCAUUUGUGGAUUUUAAAUCUUUAAUGGAUGAAUUGAAUGAAAAAUUUGGGUUGGAUGGAAACAAAUUUGGAGGAUUGAAAAUUGAAAAAUCGGAGAAUAUUGGGAGAUCCGUCGAAGGCUAUCUCUAUUUCCUAUCACUUCGUGAGGGACCAAUGUCCACUCUUUUCGUUCGAAUUCCUCUAUUUGAAGAUUUUCUACAUAAAAAAAGACGAAAAAUGAUGGGAACAGAUUGUCUUGGUGAUCCGGCUGAUAUGCUCACCAUGUGUAAUAAGGGAACAGUUACUGGACAGUUCAUCCUUCAUUUGGCUGCUCACUCGACCCCAAAAAUCAUUUAUUUGGAGAAAAUGGCAUUUUCCAAUGGUUACUGUAAUCCACUAGAAUCUACAGUAGAUUUCAAAUAUUUACUGGAUGAAUUGGACGAGAAAUGUGAACAAUUGAAAAUUAAAAAAUCGGAAAAUAUGGAGAGAUCCAUCGACAACUACCUGUAUUCGUUGACUCUUCGUGAGAGCUCUCAAAAAACGCUUCUCAUUCGUAUUCCUCCAUUUGAUGAUGAAUACACCAAAGAAGCCAUCACCAGCGUCAUCAGAGAGGUCAUGAGAGCAUUGACAAGAGACUAA